Messenger RNA from Oryza sativa Japonica Group (Japanese rice), 2478 nucleotides. RefSeq names its product NEDD8-specific protease 1. Gene Ontology annotation, biological process: proteolysis; protein deneddylation. Gene Ontology annotation, molecular function: cysteine-type peptidase activity; deNEDDylase activity. The record is from RefSeq and is a predicted model, not a curated record. NCBI's taxonomy places the organism in Eukaryota, Viridiplantae, Streptophyta, Magnoliopsida, Poales, Poaceae.
CCUAUUCAGGUCACAUGGCUUGGAAAUGACACCAUCAAAGAGCCGAAUCUUUUCAGGAAUUUGACCAAUAUAGGAAUAUAAAGAUAAGCUGAAGCCAUUGCCAUGCACUUGUGAUAUGCUAACUUGUAUUGUGGCCUCCACUGCUUCGUGGAAAAGGGCUCGACUAAUGUCGACCGCACCACAAUCACCCUCAAUCCGUUGCGUAAACACUCUAGAUCACAUUUAGAUUUGUACUAGGUCUUAAAUCUCCCAUGUGUGCAAUUCGUUGUGCGUGCAAUCAUGCAAAUGUAUCAUUGUCUGUUGCUUCCCCCAUUCCCAACUUCUUUAGUCAUCUCAUAUAUCCAAUGUUUGUUCACAUUGACUAAUGUUUUCUCGGUUUGGAGAUUUCUGAGGAUUUGAGAGGUCAACGCAUUGCUUUCUCUUAGUGUUUUUGUUUGCUCUUUGUCAUUUUGAAGGUCUGCUCAUGUUUGACAGAGAGGGCACAAGAAUAGGUCACUGUCACUUUCAUUGGAAGUUUAGAGAGAUGGAAUGGUGUAGGAGAAAUGGAUGUUUCUCCUAAUUCAUAAUUUCUUACUGUGCUUAUACUCCAAAUUUACAGUCCAUAGUAUUUGUAACUUGUAUUUACUUAACUACAAAUUCAUCAUGCCUAAUGAAUUGUAAGAGGCCAAAAUUUUGGAUUUAUCUUCUUUUGCGCAAUGCGAGUAAUGUGAAUACUUGUCCUUUUUGAUCGCUUGCAGACUGUUUUUGUUUUUGAAGAAAGGCAGACUGUUAUUGUUAUGUGUAUGUAUUGCAGUCCAUCUCUGUCUCUUUGAUUAAUACUGAGGAAAGUUCACUAAUCUCCAUGUCGGUUGAUUACUUAUCAAACUAACUAGGUUGUUAAUACAUGGUUUUGUACUUUGCAGGAGCAGCAAUGUGAUACAGUGGAACAUCAGUUGCAGUUCCUCGGCCUCACUGUGAAGAAACAAUCCCUGCAUAAGUCUCCGACGACGACGACGACGAGGACAAGAGGAAAGAGCGUAAUGAGUCACCGUGACGCAACUCUGUUCAGCUCCGAUGUCGCGAGCCUUGCUGCCCCAAACUUCCUAUUAGAUGGCGUGAUUAACUUUGUGAUGGCGCACAUGACAACCGAGUUGGGUGAUGAGAGCCUUCUCCUGGUGUCGCCAUCCGUGGCUUCUCUGCUGGCGAACUUGCAAGACUAUGAGCCUGAGACUGUCGCUGAUACAGCCCAGGCACUGUUACUGGCAUCUCGCAGGAUGGUGUUAUUCCCGGUGAACAACAGCGAGAGGUUGGACAAGGCCGACGAUGGGUCACACUGGAGUCUUCUUGUGCUGGACAACAUCACCGGCCGCUUCGUCCACCACGACAGUAUGGACGGCGCCAAUCUGCCGGCGGCAACCCGCCUCGCCGACGCGCUCCGGCCACUGCUCCCGGCGCCACCGCAGGGACCGCCCAUCUCAGGCCCGACACCGCAGCAGAGCAAUGGGUACGAUUGCGGCGUCUACCUGUUGGCAGUUGCCCUGGCCAUCUGCCGGUGGUGGAAGAAGCAUCCAAGGACAGAAGAAGCGGCGCCCUGCUGGUUUGAGUCGGUGAUGGAUCAAGUAAGUGCUGAGAGCGUCGCAGCCAUGAGACUCAACUUGGCCCAAAAGAUCAACUUGGAGCUCAUUAAGCAAGGAGACACAACCCCCUCCUCGUCUUGGCCUAGCAGCAGCAGCAGCAGCAGACAGUAAACUGAUUAGAUAGCGCUAUCUCAUUCAUUACACAGUUCCUCUCUGACUUAGCCUUGCUUAAUCUCUUAGAUAGCUGGUUCAGUAAACUGAGCUGAACACUUAGUAACUCCAGUCUCUGUCCCUGUCAGUUUUUAUUGUCUGGCAGAUUGGCAUUGGCAAUCCCUCACCACUUUACUACUAUUUCAGUAAACAUAAGAUGAUUGGAUGUCUGUUGCCUGUUAGUAAACCGCUGGACUGGAGUUGCAGCUUCUGCGGUUUGCUUCUUCAACGGUUGUCCUGGCAAUAAUUCAGUAAUCAAGCGAUGCUUUCAUAAAUUCUUUUUUUUUCUUUUCUACACCCCCUCAUGCUCAUUAUCUGCUUGCUGUAAUGCUGUUGGUGGUCUCAUUUUUGUAAUGUUGUUGGUGGACUCAUUUUUGUUUUAGGUAACAUGCGAAAGGUUCACACGUCUUUGUAUUAAGGAGUAGAACUUGUUUAGUUACAAGAUGCCAAACUGUUCGGACACUUGGCCGACCAAAAUACAAAGAGGAAAAAAAUAUCAUUACAAACAGAUGGCAAAAAAAAGUUUUAUUCAUCAAUGCGAUGCUACACCGAAGAUUCAUCUAUUAUUUAUUAUCAUGCAAACAAUCCAUUUUAGCAAAGUCAAGCUGAAGGAGUGACGUCCUGAAAAUGAUUCCAGGGGAGUAGCAUAUCUUCAAUUUUCCCAACAAAACGCGCCCCAGAAGCAGAUCAGUAUUACCUAACAUAAGCAUCA